Molecule: messenger RNA, 1913 nt
Organism: Chiroxiphia lanceolata (lance-tailed manakin)
Lineage: Eukaryota; Metazoa; Chordata; Aves; Passeriformes; Pipridae
Exons: 11
Coding region: 76-1485 (469 amino acids)
Biological process (GO): regulation of cell population proliferation
Source: RefSeq, a predicted model, not a curated record
AGCUGACCAAGGCACGGGGCUUCUUGCUUUCUUCUGAACCUUUUCAGUCCACCCUUUGGGGUAGAAACCAUCCGCAUGCCUCACUGGUUCAAUCCAGACUUUCUCCCAGGCUUAACAGUUGCAAAACUGAACGGCCAGUGCUCAAUAACUUUCUCUUUCCAGGGCGUCAUUGCAACCAAAGUCCCGCAACAGAACGCCUGCUACAUUUCCGUCAUGAACAGAACCGAGAUGCCCAGCUUUGACAAUCUGGCCACACUGGCCAGACAGAGCAGGAACCAGGUCAGUCUUGGAAGACUUACAAGGAAGCUCACCUUUGUCACCAGUGGAUUGGUCAACAACCUCAACUUCUACGGAGCAGACAUCACGACCAUGUGCAGCGGACUCACCAUCUACAGAGCUUAUGAAGUUCACGGACUCCAAGUCAACCAGGGACCAUGCGUCACCCUCAAUGUCCUGAGAGUUGUGGACCUGAAGUACUGCAACAGCAAUGGCAACAUUGACCAGGGUCAGGAUCAGGGUCAGGAUCAGGGUCAGGAUGACAACCAGGAAGUCAUCAUUGCUGGCCAGUCCCAAAUUGUCACCCUCCACAAGCAAUGGCGCGUGGCAGUUAUCCAGCAAACGACCGUCAGUGGCUCCUGGAAAACCAUCUGGAACUACAACACGGGCGUCAUUGCAACCAAAGUCCCGCAACAGAACGCCUGCUACAUUUCCGUCAUGAACAGAACCGAGAUGCCCAGCUUUGACAAUCUGGCCACACUGGCCAGACAGAGCAGGAACCAGGUCAGUCUUGGAAGACUUACAAGGAAGCUCACCUUUGUCACCAGUGGAUUGGUCAACAACCUCAACUUCUACGGAGCAGACAUCACGACCAUGUGCAGCGGACUCACCAUCUACAGAGCUUAUGAAGUUCACGGACUCCAAGUCAACCAGGGACCAUGCGUCACCCUCAAUGUCCUGAGAGUUGUGGACCUGAAGUACUGCAACAGCAAUGGCAACAUUGACCAGUCUCAGCAGAGUGAUGACAACUGCCAGAUCUCUGUUGGUGGAGUCUUCCAAAAUAUGACCAUCAGUAGUCAAACACGUGUGGCAGUUUUUGAACAAAGAAGCAAUGAUUUGUCAUGGAAAACCAUCUGGAACUACAACACGGGCGUCAUUGCAACCAAAGUGAUGCAAGAGAGAACUUGCUACAUUUCCAUCUUGAACCAGAAGGAGAUGCCCAGCUUUGACACCCUGCUCAGACUGGCUGCAGAGAACAAGAACCAGGUGGGUCUUGGAAGUCCUACAAGGAAGCUCACCUUUGUGGCCAAGGGAUUGGUCAGCAACCUCAAGUCUUACGGAGCAGACAUCACGACCAUGUGCAGCGGACUCACCACCUACAUGACCUAUGAAGUUCACGGAGCCCAACCGAAUCUCAGAUCAUGUACUACACUUGACGUCCUGAAAGUUGUGGAUCUGAAUUAUUGUCGUGGCAAUAUAAAGGCCUGAAAACUUUACGUUUCUUGAACCAAGUGUGGGGGAUCCAGAGCUGCUGCCCAAAGCCAACCCCGAUGUCCUUCUUCCCAGGCAUCUCCCCUUUCCAGGGAUCCCUUCUUGAGGAUGGAGAUGCUAAAAUACAUGAAUGGGUUACCAGAGCUUUCAAUUAAAGACCUUCGUCAUGGAUUGACUCCAGCUUGUUUGUCUUUACCAUUUUUCAUUUAUGAACACCCAGAAAUACAUUUUGAUUGUCUCUCUUCUGACCCCUUCGAGCUCUUCCAAUGCUGUUUUCAUUACCAGCUCUCAACACAGGGCACACCCAGAGAGCUGGGCAAGCCCCGGGGUGUGUAUCUUACAAACAAGGCUUUCAGAGUUACGACCUUCCUUUCCCUGGGCAGGGAAAGAUGCCUCAUAUUAAAAAUCAAAAGGCAGAAAGAAAG